Molecule: messenger RNA, 6452 nt
Organism: Drosophila elegans
Lineage: Eukaryota; Metazoa; Arthropoda; Insecta; Diptera; Drosophilidae
Exons: 11
Coding region: 60-6437 (2125 amino acids)
Cellular component (GO): extracellular region
Molecular function (GO): chitin binding
Source: RefSeq, a predicted model, not a curated record
UUGGCAAUGAUGCGGAGUACAUUUCGACCAUCACAAGUGGAAUAAUACAAGUGAACAAAAUGAAAGUUACUCUGCUAGCUGUGGUGACACUCACUGCAGUGGCUGCCCUCGUUGGAGCCGCCGAUCCUGAGUGUAUAUAUCGGAAAAUUCGAGGACUCUCGAAGCAUUGGCCGAAACCCCAGAGUUGCUCCAGCUACUACCGCUGCUCCUCGAAGAACACCGUCCGCACAGUGACGUGUCCGCUGGGCAAGGAGUACAAUCCCAAGACCGGCAAGUGCUCCAAUGCAGGACGCGGUCUGUGCAUGCUCAGCCUGGUAGCUCCGCUUUCUGAGACCACCAAUCUGUGCACCAACGAGGUGAACGGUGCUUACCUGGCCAAUAGUGGUUCCUGUGCUGAGUUCUACAUCUGCGAUGAGCAGUUGGCCUAUCCGCAGAACUGCGAUUCCGGCAGUUACUUCAACGAGACACUGAGUGCCUGCAUUCCGGAUCCGAAUGCCACUUGCUGGCAGAACCUGUGCGUCGAUAAGGUGAACGGAAUCUCCCUGCCAAACGAGGACAACUGCGGCAGCUACUAUGAGUGCUCGGAUGCGAAGACCACCCUGCAGACUUGUGCCUUGGGCAGCUUCUUCAACUCUUCGGUUGGUGCUUGCACCGUCGAUACUGGAAACUCGCAGUGCUGGGUCAACUUCUGCAUUGGAAAGGCUGAUGGAUCGGCUGUGGCCGAAAAGUCCAGCUGCUCCGUGUAUUACGUGUGCUCCGACAACACGGCCACCGUCCAGGAGUGUCCCGAAGGCAGCCACUUCGUUGACAAUGACUGGGGCUGCGUGCCCGGCCCUUGUCCCACGGAGGCUCCUUGCGAUGAUACGACGACCACAACCACCGAGCCCUGUGAUGAUUUGACGACCACAACCACCGAGCCCUGCGAUGAGGUAACCACCAUAACCACCGAACCCUGCGAUGAGGUCACCACAGAACCGCCGACGUCCUGCGACUGUGGCGACGUCAAAAAUACCGAAUUCACUCCCUAUCCGAACAACUGUCGCAAGUACUACAUCUGCAUCAAUGGCACCCUGGUGGCCGGAGACUGCGGCAAGGGCAACAUGUUCAAUGCCACCCAUGGCGUUUGUGUGGUGGACGAGGGGAACGAGUGCUGUGUGGUGGAUUGCUCGGACGGAGAUGUGAGCCUGGAUGCCCAGGACUGCACGAAGUACUUCAAGUGCGUCAAUGGCGCCUGGACUUCAACGCCCUGUGCAGCUGGUAGCUACUUCAACUCGGUUCUGGAAGAAUGCCAAGUAGAUGAGAAUAAUGUGUGCAUUUCAAGAAAAAUCACCUCCAUCACUACUGACCAGUGCAGUGAACGAGAUCCGCCAGCCCGCGGCAAGAACUGCUGGAGCUACCAGGUCUGCAUCGAUGGGCAGUGGCAGGACGAGACCUGUACCAACGACUACUACUUCGACGCCACCGUGGGCAUCUGCCGGGCGGACUCGGACAACGUUUGCCCCGAAAACAGGUCGAGUGGAUCGCGCCAGAAACGAAGUGCGGAGGACUGCACCUGCGAGGGCGGCAUCGAGCAGGGCAGCAUCGUGAGUCAUCCCACCGAUUGCGACAAGUACCUGAUCUGCGAGAAUGGCCAGCUGGUGGAGGGCCUCUGCGGCAUGGGCAAUGUGUUCAAGAACUGCAGCGGCGUCUGUGCCCCGGACACCAAGGCCACCUGCUGGGUGUGCUCCAACAAGCCGAAUGGCUACCAAAUGCCCAAUCCGACCGACUGCACCAGCUACCUGACCUGCUGGAACGGCCUGGCCACGGAGCACAAAUGUGGGGCGAGCGAGUGGUACAAUGGCUAUGGAGAGUGCGCCGUCGAUGUGAACGCCAAGUGCAUCAAUCCCUGCACCUGCGGCAACGGCAACGUGGCCCACCCCAUCUGCACCAAGUACUUCAAGUGCACGGACGGAGUGGCCCAAGUGGUCCAGUGCAACGCCGGCGAGGCCUUCGACUCCGCCACUGGUCUCUGCUCCGCCACCGUGGAGUGCUCGGCCAAGAACUGCGCCACCGCCACUGAUGGCACCACCUAUCCCGUGGCCGGAGACACCAGCAAGUUCUACAACUGCCUCAACCAGGUGGCGACCAUUGAAUCCUGUCCGGCCAACUCUGGAUACUCAACAGUCCUGGGCAUAUGCCAGUCCCAGCCCAGUUCCGAUUGCAACCAGAACGUGUGCAAGACUGCCGCUGAGUACUCGACUUACCCUUCUCUGAAUAACGACACCUCGACCUUUUGCAUCUGCCAAGAUGGUGGCGGUUAUAUCAACUCCUGCCCCACGGGUUUGUUCUACGACGAAACUGAAGAGAGCUGCACUUUCACAGGAAACUGCGAUCCUCAGGUCUGCAACGGGCAACCGGAGUACUUUGUGUCCCAGGAUUACGAGGACCCGAAUAGUUUCUGCCUGUGCCGCGCCAACGAUCCCGUCUCAGUGCCCUGCCCCAUUGGCUACACCUUUGACAGCGAGGAGCUCGAGUGCGCCCUCAUUCCCCAGGCUGAUCCACGUUGCUGCGCCAAUGGCUGUGUGGGAAAGUCGGACUUCGAUACUCUUCCGGCCGUGGCUACUACCGAUGGCUUCUGCGUCUGCGUGGAUGAGGUUCCCCAGUACACCAGCUGUCCAGGCGACUCCCAAUAUGACUCUAAUCUGGCUAGUUGCGUUAGCACUGGGAGCGAAACCACUUGUCCGGCAAAUGGCUGUGAUGCCAGCAUUUGCGAGACCAUGCCCGACUACGAUAUGUUCCCCAUGGAGGGCGAUUCAUCCAGCUUUUGCUACUGCCUCAACUACUGCCCAAUCUCCUUCGCCUGUCCCGAUGACCUGGUCUUCGACUCAAAAGUUGGAAUUUGCUCCGAGCCAGUGGAUCCCUGUGCUGUCUCUAAGUGCAAUGCCGAACAAUGUGAUAUCCUGGCAGAGUACACACCUUACCUGCCCAACGAUGGACAGGAUGGCUUCUGCUACUGCGAGGGUGGUCUGCCCAACUACUUCCCCUGUCCCGAGGGACAGGAAUUCUCUACGGCCCUGGCAAUUUGCAAAACGCCUGUGGAUGGCUGUGUGACCAGCGAAUGCGAUGCCAGCAAGUGCGCCACCUUGAGCGAUUACGUGCCCUUCCCAACGAACUCGGCCAGUGAGAAUAGCAACUCCUAUUGCUACUGCUAUAACGGUGAGGUCUUCCUGGAACAGUGCAGCCCCGAUAUGGUGUACCUUCCUGAAUACGAGCGGUGCGGAGUGGUGGCGGCAUCCGAGUGCGUUUGCAAACCGGGUCAAUGCGGCACCUCCGACGACUAUUACUCCUAUAGUGCUCUCAACACGACUGAGGGCUUCUGCCUGUGCGUGGCCGGAACUCCGGUCUUCAAGGAUUGUGCGGCGGGUGAGGAAUACGACGCCGUUGUAGGUGCCUGUCUGUCGGGGGCCUCCAAGAUCACAGCCUCCAGCAUCUGCGACCACACCCGAUGCAACAACCGUGCCCUUCUGUCCGCCACUUUUGCCGCCUCCAAUACGACCAGGGGCUACUGCACCUGCCAGGAAGUGGGCUUGUCCACCUUCGUGGGCUGUACGGACGAGCACGUUUACGAGGAUAACGUGGGAUCCUGUGUGAUCGCGGCCUGCGACUACACCAACUGCUUGAAGCGAGCUCCGUUCGAGGCUUUUGAGGCGAUGAACACCACCGAAGGAUUCUGCUCCUGCGACGGCGUGGCCUCCUUCCACCAUUGCGAGAAGGGAUUCACGUUUGACAAGGACCAGGGACUGUGUCAGCUGAAGGACGCCAUGUCGAUGAUCUCCUGCAACCUGAUGGAGUGCGUCCGGCGAGGCCAGUUCGAGCCCUUUGCCGCCCAAAACACCAAGUCCGGCUUCUGUUCCUGCGAUGACCAGGAAAAGAUCAGUGUCACCUACCAUCCCUGCGCCCAGGGGCAGGAAUUCGUCCCCGAACUCGGCCUUUGCUCGAGCCACAGCGUCCAGAAGCGCUCCGUGGAGACGGAGGAAAACAUAUGUGACAUGGAUGAGAAGCGUUCGGUGCCAGCGAACUGUUCGCAGUACGAGGUCUGCAUCGAUGGCCACUGGCGGCGACGCACUUGCUCUGACCAGCGGUACUACAACCCGGAGCAGCAACGCUGCCUGGAGCCCCGCGAUGACUUGGUCUGUGCCUACGCCAGGGUAUCGAAUCUGCCGGCCUGCAGCAGUUCCAGUGAGUCCCAGACACUUGUGGCCAAAAGUGGCAGCUGCCUGCAGUACUUCCGGUGCUCCGGUGGCAAGUGGCGUCUGCGAAACUGCCCCAAGCAGCACUACUACUCAUCCGUGAUAGGAUCCUGUCUGCCACUGCCCAAGGGCCACGAGCAGGACCGGAAUCAGACCAUUUGCAGUUGGGCCAGAAACCAGACAGCUGGGUAUUCCUCUCAGCACUGUCAGCACCUGGCAGUGCGUCCCUCGGCGGCGGGAGGCUGUCAGAGCUACCUCAUGUGCCUGGACAACUCCUGGUGGCUGCACCAGUGUCCUCUGGGCAUGUACUUCAGCCGGGAGCACAACUAUUGUCUGCCCAACGAUGCCGGCCAGUGCUCCCUGCCGCCGGAGCAGAGUGGGGGUGACUGCUCCGAUGGGGAAAGUAGAUCCCUGGUGGCCAGUUGCCACAGCUAUGAGCUGUGCUCUGGUGGCCAGUGGACGAGGAAGCGCUGUGAGGAACGGGAGCAGUUUGAGCCCCUGCUGGGCUGUGUGCCCAGCGAUGGGAGUUGCCAGGACAACGGGAUGAGACGCAUCUGUCGGGAGGGAGAACUGCGGUCGCAGUUCGGAGGCAACUGCUCCCAGUCAUUCCUCUACUGCCAGGCGGAGGAGUGGCAUCUGGGCAGCUGCCUGAGGGGACAUAGUUUCGCCGCCCAUUUAGGCAGGUGUCAGUUGCAAUCGCAAUGCCAACCGAAGACGAAGGAUCUGGCCCCGGAGAACCAGUGUCUGGGUCAACCGGAUGGCCUGAGCGUGCCCGAUCCCACGGAUUGCACCAGGUUUUACCUCUGUCUGCAACAGGUGACCGCCAUCCCCCAGAGCUGCCCCUCUGGCAGCUUCUUCGACGCCAUCCAGGGAUACUGCCGACCGAACGAUGGCUCCUGCCAGCUGGCCAUUUGCUCGGGACAAGAUGACAAGCUGGUGGCUCAUCCGGAGGAUUGCCGAUCCUACUACAGCUGCUCCAGCCAGAAUGGCACCAGUCUGCUGCAGUGUGACGAGGGCCAGUACUUUCACAGCCUGCUCUCGAUCUGCCGCGUGGAUCACGGCCAGUGCCGCUCGGACUCGAAUUCGAGCGACUCGGAAAGUGCCCCCAAGCUGUGCUCCGGUCUCCAUGGAGUGAAGCUGCCGCACGAGCUCUACUGCAACCUGUACUACGCUUGCGUCAGGGGAUUAGCCGUUCCAGUGGAGUGUCCCGCACGGCAUCAGUUCAAUCCGGUGCUUUCCAUCUGCGAACCGGAAUCGCAGGCCGUUCAGCUGUGUGCCAAUGGUCAGCUGCAGGGCAAUGUCAGCUAUGUCUACAGUUGUGGAAACCUGCAGGAUGGCAGCUUCCUGGCCAAUCGGACGGACUGCACCCGGUACUUCAUCUGCGUCGGAGGAAGGGCCACCGCACAGCGCUGUGCCGCCGGAACCUUCUUCGAUUCGGAGCAACUGCUCUGCCUUGCGGACGACGGUUCCUGCCCACUGGUGGAAUCCGUUCCCGAUGACGGCGGCGACGAUCCCAACAACCAGCAUGUGCCCCCCGAUCCGUUGGUCUGCGAGGGCAAACAUGGAUAUAUAAUGCCCGAUCCGGCCAACUGCAACAACUUCUAUCUGUGCGUCUCUGGGAAACUGCGCCAUGAGCUCUGCUACACGGACCACUUCUUCAAUGCCACAUUGCAGCAGUGCCAGGCGUAUGAGGUCAGUGCGGAUGGGGAUGCCCCAACGGAGAAGCCCCUAGAGACCCGGCAGUCGGAGCUGAGUGGCCUGGAGAAGACUGCAGAUGCAACCGGAAUCUGCAAGGAUGUAGCCACCACCUUCGCCGGAAUCUGUGGCGUCAUCGGAAAUGGUGCCUCCGUGGCGGAGCAGGGCGAUUGCAGGCGGUACACCAGCUGCGACGACGACGAGCCCGUCUCCCAGCGAUGUCGCAAUGGGGAGAGCUUCGAUAGCCUUUUGGGCAUCUGCCGGCAGAACGAUGGCACCUGUCUCAUGGAGAACGGCGAACGGGUGGGCGUGUGCAACGGAAGACAUGGCCAACUGGCACGGGAUGCGGCCAACUGCCGGGGAUACUUCACCUGCGUCCACGGCCAAAAGAUCGAGGGCGAGUGCGACCAGGGGCAGUUCUUCAACAGAUUGACCAGCAGCUGCGAACUGGACGUCCUGCAGCAGUGCAAAAGCGAUUCGGAGGACGUCAUCAGCGGUGCACUCUUGAUCUGAUUUAAUUACGUUUAA